AUGGCAAUGGAGGCGGCGCAACCGGUUUCUUUGUGCACUGAGGUCAAGCCGUUCAAGAUUGGCUGGAGGAUUCAAGUGAAGAUCUUGCAUCUAUGGAAACAGUAUGCCACGACUUCCAGAGAGACCAUUGAAAUGAUAUUCUCCGAUGUUGAGGGAAACAAGAUCCACGGAAGUGUACGGAAGCAGGAUGUCAAACGAUACGAGAGGUACCUCGAUGUCGGUGCUUGGAAGUUCAUACAGAACUUCACGGUAGCACAUGCAACGGGCCACUACCGCACCACACCGAACCCUUACAAGCUAGCUUUUAUCAAGGAGACGUUUGUGCUUCCAUCAGCGAAUCUUGGCGACGGUAACUACUUGGUACCCGUCAGUUUCAAGCAGAUCCACGAUGCCAAAGUGAAUGAGAGCAUCUUACAUGACAUAAUAGGUCAAGUUAUCGCCGUUGGACCGAUGGAGGAAGUUGAUACGCAGAACAAAAAGCAGAAAAAACUGGAGAUAGAACUAAGGGAUGGAAGUGAUGAUCGAAUUGGAUGUACAUUGUGGGGAACAAUGGUUGUGGAUAUGCUCGCCGCCGCUGAAGGAGCUGGUGAGGGAACAUUGAUUUGCCUACUUCGAUGGGCAAAAGUGAAGGCUUUCCAAGAGGUUAAGACUGUGUCCAAUGCCUAUAGUGCGUCAGUGAUGCUGAUCAAUCCACCAUAUCCAGAGAUUACAUCGUUCGCAAACAGCAUCGCAAACGAUGGCCUGAUACUAUCAAUUGCAUUCAACAAACCUGAUACUCAAUUGGUUGUUAAGAAGGAGCAAGAGGAAUACUGGGAUUUGUUUCCAACUUCGACUAUCAGCGAGGUCCUUGCUUUAGACACCGUUGGCAAUGCAAAAAUCAUGUGUACUGUGUUCGCUAUCGACACAGAUAUGAGAUGGUACUACAUUGCCUGUCCUAAGUACCAGCACAAUAAGGUGAAGAAAGUCAUUCCUGGUCUUAAUCAGAAGGUUCCCCCGGGUUCCAAGCAGAAGUGGUUUUGUGCCAAGUGUAAUGCAAACAUUACCAAUGUUGUUGCCAGGUUCAAGUUACAUGUCAAGAUGAUGGAUAGCACGCGAGAUACCAAUCUGAUGUUAUUUGAUUCCCUUGCAAAAGAGAUUGUCCAGGCUGAGGCAUCCGAGUUGCUCGGAGGUGUAAUCGACGAGAUCGAAGAUCCUGAUGACUUGCCUGAAGGGUUACAGGCUUUGUGUGGAAAGACAUUUCAGUUUGUAAUAGCCGUCGACAAAGCUAAUCUUGGAGGAGGGCAUUGUACGUACAAAGUUAUCAAGGUCCUUUCUAUACUUGGUAUGAUUGAUGAAACUGAAGACCUCACCGAUUCCGCAAGAGAUGUUACACCAUCUGAACUCAUUUCUGGUGAACCGAGUGUUUUGAUGUUGGAAGACAGCAAUGAAGUCCUGCUUGAAGAGGGAAUGUUGAAUGAAGGUACGCCGAUUUCCAAAAAACGGAACGAGAUCGUGGCAGAUGGGAGUUUGGAUGAUCUGGAAAGUGGGAACAAGAAAGCAUGUCUUAGAGAGGUGAAGAUUGAGAAGAUUGAGAAGAUGAAGGGAAUGGCGUAA
Messenger RNA from Microthlaspi erraticum, 1593 nucleotides. The record is from the annotation of a GenBank genome assembly. NCBI's taxonomy places the organism in Eukaryota, Viridiplantae, Streptophyta, Magnoliopsida, Brassicales, Brassicaceae.